This is a messenger RNA of Cylicocyclus nassatus, 1218 nucleotides long. Lineage: Eukaryota; Metazoa; Nematoda; Chromadorea; Rhabditida; Strongylidae. The record is from the annotation of a GenBank genome assembly.
CAGGUAUCUGGACAAUUUCGCGAAUCGCUCCAGCAGCUAAGUGCUGAUGAUAUGGUGGCACGUUUUGUAAAAGCAAAAGCUACUGGGAUGGAAAGACCACAGCCCGCUGUGUUUGAAGAACCUCCGGAUUCAUCUAUCGUAAACGAAGAGGAGUUGCAAAGGCAACAAAGUGGAUCCAUGCCUUCAUCUAGCUGUUCUUCUGGUGUUGUACCGUCAAACCCUCCUCCAGCUGCUCCUACUGCUGAUGGGUUGUUGUCCUUGAACCCACUGGAAGCAUGGAAUGAUGAUAAGGAGGCACAGCUGCUGCCAUCACCUACAGCUUCUCACAGUAGCGAUUCCACAGCGGGUGCUGCCCACACUAUACCUCCGUUUUCGGCGUCUGUUGGAGGUACUGGAACAACAGGUCGUCAGAAGUUGUCGCUCUUCCUUCCGAAAAGAAAGAAGACAAUGUCACAAAGUAGCGGCAACGAGGAUCAUGCGGAAAGUACAGGAGAGCCCGCUAUGUUUGAAGAAGCUCCGAAUUCAUCUAUCGUAAACGAAGAGGAGUUGCAGAGGCAACAAAGUGGAUCCAUGCUAUCAUUCAGCUGUUCUUCUGGUGUUGUACCGUCAAACCCUCCUCCAGCUGCUCCUACUGCUGAUGCAUGUUUUUUCGUCGCUAAUUCUCUCACCGAUGGCAUCCGAUGCGGCAAGCCUCAUUCAAUGCUUUUUGCGAAGUCAAAGAAAAGACAGCGGAUUUCUACGACUGCUGGAGAUGACAGACAUCACUGCUAUCCACAUUUUACAUGUGGAUUUGACACGGAAAACAUUCAGCGGGUGUUCAACGAUUGUCGCGAUAUCAUUCAGCGCAUUCAUCUUCGGCUACGAGCUUUUGUAGUUGUUUGCUCGCUACUGCGUGUCGUUCUCUCUCACGCAGAAAUGACAACUUCUUCUAUAGCAGCUCGAAGAGAAGCUGCUACACAACGUCGACUGUUGAAAUUGUUGAAGCUCAUCGUGAAGGAUUGGAUGGAUAUCGGAGCAACCUCUAGUGACGUGAUUAUAAUAGAAAUCAUCAAGAGAAAGGAAAUCCUCUUCGAUCUAAGUGGAAUCCGGAAUCCCGAGGCAAUUGAUCAGAUAAAGAGAGUAUGGCGCAACAGGAAAGCGCAUGUCCGUGAGGUAAUAUCAAAGAAGCAAAGAUACGGAAACUGCACAGGGGGGGCAGUGCUGAUUACGCAAUUUUAA